AGUUUUCACUGACAUAAGUUUUUUUACGAGUUGUCACGACAGAUAUUUUUUCUAGGAAGAAGGUACUAGCGACUCAGACUACUUGAAUAGGAGACGAAAACUACUACUAGGACAACAUACAUUGGAAAUACUAGUAUUUUGCUGAUCAAGAUCCUUGUUCGAUCUUCCAGUUAGUGCCCCACCACAGCGUAUUUUGCUGAUCAACGUCCUUGUUCGAUCGCAAAAAUGACGUCGACGGACCGCAAAGACCGCGUGCUCGUAACGGGCGGCGCUGGUUUUCUGGGGGCGCACUGCGUGCGCUUGUUGGCGAAACGGAAGGUGUAUCAAGUCGUAGCCACUGUGCGGAACCUGGAACGGGAUGGCCCCUUGCUUCGGGAGCUGUGUCCCGAUAUUGAGUUGCACGCACUGGAUUUGAUCGAGAACACUGUCGAAGAGUGGCGUCUAGCGGCGCGAGAUUGCAAAUUCUGCUUGCACGUUGCGUCGCCGUUUUUCAACCCCGCGAAAAGUGUGGAUCCAGAGAAGGAGCUCAUCCGCCCGGCUGUCGAAGGCACCCGCACCGUGCUCACGGCUUGCCACUUGGAAGGAGUUGAGCACGUUGCUGUAACGAGCUCAAUGGCCGCGGUCUUGGGUGCGCUUAAGUGGAGCAAUCUGAAGACUUCUGGUUCUGAGCCCACCAGCACCACGUCCGCGUCCGCGUUGGGAGCCUCCACUUCUUUGGCUGAGAUGGCAAGCAAGGGAGAGACCUUGUCGGGAUCGAAACACUGGAC
Messenger RNA from Amoebophrya sp. A25, 767 nucleotides. The record is from the annotation of a GenBank genome assembly. NCBI's taxonomy places the organism in Eukaryota, Dinophyceae, Syndiniales, Amoebophryaceae.